GCCCUGGUCCAAGAUGGCCUCCGGGCCUUCACGCGGGGCGGAUACCGCGGAGUGAAGAGGUGGGGCGGGGGCGAAGCAACAGGAGGGGGCUCGUCGGCCCAGACCCCGCGCCAUGCCCCACCCCCGGUUGGAAAGGGUGGCCAACGUGGUCCUGCGAGUGCCCCCCGUCGUCCUCUUGGACCGGCUCUACCGGUGGGACGUGCAGGCCUUCGCCGACACGGGGCGCCCCCUCGCGGACCAGCCUCACCUGCGGGGCCGCCGCCUGUGGAGCCUCUACUACGCCGGUCACCUGCUGUGCGUGGUGGUGGUGUUGCUGCCCCUCCGCUCUCUGGUGAGGUUGUACCUCCACCUGCUGGCGGUUCUGCUCCUGUACGUGGCCCACCGGAUUGCCUGGGACUACAUUCACCAUGAGAUGGAGCAUGGAUCCCAGGGCACCAUAUAUGAGGACCCCGUGGCACUCAGGCACUUUGCCACUGCACUCACUGGGCAGGCUGCGAUCGUCGCCCUCUGCUCCCUGCUGUUGAAGACCCGGCAGGCGGGGCUGCUCUGCGCCCUCCUCCUCCCGCUGGCUGCCCGGCUGUGCUGCCUCCCUGCCCAGGCCUUGUCCACGGUCAGCACCUUCGGCACGCUCCUUGUGGCCCUGGAGCUGCUCUGCGGGGCGGCAUCCUGCCUCGGGGUGACCUUCCGCACGGCCGCGGUGGCCUGCCGAGAGAUCUUCCGGGGCCCGGAGGUGUUUCAGCUGGUGACCCUGGGGGUGUCCCUCUGGAGACGGCUGGCCGUCCCGCUCCUGUUCUCCACCUUCUGGCUGGUCCUGUUCACGCUGCGGAUCUUCACCUUGGCCUCUUCCUCUGCCAGCCACCUUUUGUCCCAGCGGGGGUGGAUCUUCAUCAUCCUCAGCAGCGUGGCCGAAUGCUGCAGCACGCCGUACUCCCUUGUUGGACUCACCUUCACGGUCUCCUACCUGGCCCUGGGGCUGCUGCAACUGGGCAAGCUUUAUUUAGAAGGCUACGGCGCCUUCCAGAACGGUAACGUGAUGCACAGUGGCAUGACGGAGGGGACGACUCUGCUGCUGUUCGCCCUGCAGACGGGCCUUUUGGACCUGCAGCUUCUGCAGAGGACCUUCCUGCUCAGUGUCAUCUUUCUCAUCGUGGUGACCUCCACCCUGCAGUCCAUGAUAGAAAUCGCCAAACCUGUCAUGCUGGGGCUGGGGGCAUCGCAGAACAGGAGUUUCUGGAAACACUUCCGGGGAGUGAGCAUGUGCCUGUUCCUCUUCGCCGUCCCUGGCUUCAUGGCCUGUAGGAUUGCCCACUUCUUCCGCUUGGACUUCUGGCUCCUGAUCCUGAUCUCCAACUGCACGCUAACCUCCCUGCAGGUGAUGGGGACCCUCUUCAUCUAUGGCCUCUUCCUGGUCGAGCUCUUCCAGGAGACCCCGGUGCAGAAGAUGGACGAGAUCAUCUACUGUGUCAACGCCAUCAGCCGGGCGCUGGAGUUCCUGGUGGCCGUGUGCACGGUGGCCUACAGCACGUGGGAGUCCAUCUUGGGGGAGUGGACAUGGAUGGGGGCCUCGGUCAUUAUCAUCCAUGGCUACUUCAACGUCUGGCUGAGGGCCCAGUCUGGCUGGAAGAGCUUCCUGCUCCGCUGGGAGGCAGCCAAGAAGAUCAGCUUUUUACCCAGAGCCACCAGCAGGCAGCUGGCGGAGCACAACGACCUGUGUGCCAUCUGCUUCCAGGAGAUGGCCCUCGCCGUGAUCAUGCCCUGCAGCCACUUUUUCCACGAGGGCUGCCUCCGCAAGUGGUUCUACGUCCAAGACACCUGUCCCCUCUGCCACCGGGCGGCACAAGUCCCCGCUGGCCAGGGUGGCCACAGGGGCUGAGCUGCCCCAGAGGAGACACCCCACCCGGAGCACGGCGGGGUCUGUUGGCCACCAGCGCACUGCAGACUCCCGGGACAGUGGGGCGGCGAAGUCUGGUGCGUCCAGCUGGACAGAGCAGCCCAACCCUUUGCCGGCAGGACCCCUGGGGAAGAGCCCCCGUUGUGUCGCAGUUCAGGGCGGGGCAUGCCUGGACCAAGUCCUUCCCCAGAAAGAGUCCGUCCCACCACAGCCACGGAAAGCGGCCACGCGCCGGUUCUGGAAACUCUCCUGAAACCCGGCAAGUUGGGAGAGGCUGCGUCUGCAGGGCAGAGCCCUCUCAGCCCAGCCGUCUCCCAGGCGAGCUGAGAUUUUCCAGCACGCAAAGGGACCCCGGUCCCCCUUGGCCCUCGGCUCCCCUGGGUGCUCUUGCCAAGGGUCGUCAGGAGGGACCCAUGCUGACACCGUUCUGCAGGAGUGGGGAGAGAUGCAGAGACCACGGGGGGGGGGGGGCAGGGGAAACCAGACGCUGCCCACGAGCAGUCAGAGGGCCCUGGCGACCCUGUUCCCCUGCCCCCUCCUAGCCGUCCUUCACUGAAAAGCCGUGUAUCCUAUUAGCCCCUCUUCCUGCUUCUGCAGUAGAUACCCAACUUGCCAUCCAUCACUCAGGAAGAUCAACGGGCUUUUAAGUCUCGUGCCACGGAGAACCGGGUUUUGUUUUUUCUUUUGAAUCGGGGUUGCCAAGCUUUGCUCAGAAGCCCCAUGGCCGGGUUCACCAUUUUUGCUGCGUUGCGCUUGGGAAGCCCGUAGCUGAAUUCAGGCUGCCUUGAGCCCGGCGCGCAGCCCUGUGGCCACCUCCUGGGUUGGGCGGGGCGUGCACCGUGUCCUCACAGUCCGUAGGGCGGGCUGGCGGGUGGCCACCUUGUGUCCCCACAAAGGAUCUUUGUGAAUCUUCCCAGGGUUGGCCCAACCCACUGAGGCGACCAGGGCACCCUGCGGACAUGGGUUCCUCCUCUGCCAGUUGUAUGUCGUGGUGGUCACAUUGCAGAACGGACAUCCAAGGCCAGGGUCUCUUGCUGUCAGGCUACAUAAAGGACAGGCGUGGACCUACUGUGUGCAACCAGGAAGAAAAGAAAACCCACAACAGGGCAGAGGGCAGUUUCUGGACAAAUCAUGGCACCGUUAACCGGAGUGGGGGGAGGGGGGAGGAUAUCUGAACCUCUCCCUCCCCCCCUCCGAUUCAAAGUGCUUCUGCAAGGGGGCUUUCUUGAGAGAAUCCUCAAAUCCUGCAGG
Messenger RNA from Candoia aspera, 3142 nucleotides. RefSeq names its product RING finger protein 145-like. Lineage: Eukaryota; Metazoa; Chordata; Lepidosauria; Squamata; Candoiidae. The transcript is spliced from 10 exons. Gene Ontology annotation, molecular function: zinc ion binding. The record is from RefSeq and is a predicted model, not a curated record. Bases 113 to 1873 code for a protein of 586 amino acids. Gene Ontology annotation, cellular component: endomembrane system; endoplasmic reticulum.